AUGUUUAAAGAUACCAACGUAGCUGAAAUCUAUAUUCUAACUGAUAAGCUUAUCUUUUUCAAUUUGAAAGGAGAGCUAGUUUCUUUAGCCUUUUCUUCAGAUAUCACAAUGAAUCCUUUUGUGCGGACUCUAGACUUGUAUCUACGAGAUCUCAAGCAGGUUACGGGUUACGCAAGAUUCAGUGGCUUCGGAUUUGGACAAAUCGAAACUCCAAAUGGCAACACUAAUG
Scutellospora calospora is the source of this 229-nucleotide messenger RNA. The record is from the annotation of a GenBank genome assembly. NCBI's taxonomy places the organism in Eukaryota, Fungi, Glomeromycota, Glomeromycetes, Diversisporales, Gigasporaceae.